CCCAGCUUUGCCAACUUCUCCUUGCCUUCCAUCUCAUUACUCUUGCAAUUCCAUCUCUCGCUUCUUCAAUCACCUCUACGCCGCCUCGAAUACCAUUAUUCCUCCCUCAUUGACGCUCUUGACCAUUCCUCGAGCAUCUACACUUCGACGCCGCACGAUUUCGACAACAAGAAGAAGGAGAAGAGCCACAGUGAUCGGCUCUCCAUCCGUCGACGAUCUAUUUUAGGCACUAUCCAAAAGGACGCGCAGGCCCCAAGGCCACGCACCACUAUCUCUUCUUAUCAUCUCCAUCAUCAACAACUCUUUGAGCAUGAACCAUCUCAACACCAACUUCGAUCCUGACUCCUUCCUGAACCUCGACACUGACUAUACACCGGCCUCUGCCACUCCAGACGCCAAAUCAGUGCCCAUGCUGACCCCUCAAUCCUCCUCGGCUUUCCCCUCCAGCUCAAACACGCAGACUUUCCCGGGACCGAGCUUUCAGUACGAUGCGUAUCAUCAACAGACCGGCAUUCCCAUCGGAGCAUUAGCGAGCACCUUCAACAUCAACCGACAGAGUGGUCUACAUUACAACGAGGCCAAUGGAGGCUUUGUGAUGCCAACCGAGACAUUGAACAUGCCCUUGAGCAAUUUGGACGAUUUCGACUUCGCUCGCAGCAACGACAUGGACUUCGAAUCAGACUCGCCCAACGAUCUGCCUACUAUGUUCUUUCCCGACCAAUCUUCUGGUCAAUUUAUCAGCCCAACCUUGGUCGGCCCCAGCAGCUCCGCACCCUUUCAACGUAUCUAUCCUGGCAUGCAUAGUCAGCAAGCUGCCCAGGCCAAGGCACAGCAAGCUCAAAAGCAGGAACAAAUGGCACGACGACAGCAACAACGACCUGCUGGUCAGAAACCGUUGCCUGGAACAUCGCCAAUCAAGACCCAGCCAGCGAAGGACCCUCUCGUCGAAGAAAGUAUCUCAAAGGUCUUGAGCCGUAUGAGACAGGCUAGUGUUGCGUCCUCCCUCCAGGACGAGGCCACACCUGGUGGCAUCUCCAACAUGCCCCGUAUCAAGAAAGACGAAGAUGAUAUGGAUGAGGAUGAACGUCUCCUAGCCAGCGAGGAGGGCAAGAAGCUGUCUAGCAAGGAACGCCGUCAACUCAGAAACAAGGUUUCUGCUCGUGCAUUCCGCUCUCGCAGAAAGGAAUACAUCGGUCAAUUGGAAGGCGAAGUUGCUGUCAAGGUACAAGAAGCCAACGACCUUCGCACCCAGAACCAACAACUCCGCGAGGAGAACAACCGUCUCACCGACCUUACUCGCAUGCUGCUCUCUUCUCAGGCCUUUUCUGGUUUCCUCCAAGAGCUCAGCCAAUCAGGCCUACCAGCAUCAAGCAUCCAAAGCAUGGCUCAGCAGGCCAAGGCUCCCCAAAAUCAAUCUCAAGGUCAAUCUUCGCAGAAGGAUGUCUCUUCGCAUGAUGCUGGCCACCAAAUGCAUGUUCAGCAGCCUCAGAUUGGUAUGGCUUUGAUUCCCGAGACUCAUAUGGACUUCACCACCUUCCAACCAUCGAACGCCUGGAUGACCGCUCUUCCUACAAACGAUUUCCAAGUAUAUUCAGUCACGGAAAUGCCUGAGCCUCCGACAUUGGAUUUGGAAAUUUUGUCGGGCAAGAACAAAUCGAGCUCCAGCAUCUUUAAGCCGGCCAAGGACAUCCCACAAGUCGCCGAAUCUGCUCCCCAGGCUGUCAGCGAGGCUGAGGAACCUAGAAGUGUGCAAGUCGACGAGUCGGUUGAACUAGACGAAGCUGCCUUUGCCCUCUACUUUGAUCCAUCCGCCUCGGCCUCGUCUGAUCCUGAAGGAUCUCUCAAUUCCGCAACGGACGACGAACCGGUCUCAGAUGAGGAUAACUCCGCAAGACUGGAACGGAUGUGCUCUGAGUUGGACGCAGCCUGCAGCCGGCUUGCUGUUUUUACUCGUCACAUGGCAUGAGUCUAUUGAUUAUAACGUGCUUGAGAACGUGUUGUAUGAUGAUUUCUUGACGGCCGACAGGCUUGGACAUUCGGGCAAUUUUUCGCAUUGAGGCUCUUGUUUGAGUCGUAUAUAGUUUGACAAUUCUGAUCAUGCCUCAUUUCGACGAUCA
Molecule: messenger RNA, 2117 nt
Organism: Exophiala viscosa
Lineage: Eukaryota; Fungi; Ascomycota; Eurotiomycetes; Chaetothyriales; Herpotrichiellaceae
Exons: 2
Coding region: 311-1966 (551 amino acids)
Biological process (GO): regulation of DNA-templated transcription
Molecular function (GO): DNA-binding transcription factor activity
Source: RefSeq, a predicted model, not a curated record